Messenger RNA from Carica papaya (papaya), 366 nucleotides. The record is from RefSeq and is a predicted model, not a curated record. Lineage: Eukaryota; Viridiplantae; Streptophyta; Magnoliopsida; Brassicales; Caricaceae.
AUGGAGGUCAAUGGAAGUGAAUGGACAAUUAGAAAACUACUUACAGAAACUGAUUGCAGCAAUGGUCGAAAAUACAUAAUCUUGGAGAAGACGAUUGUGGAUGAACACAUUCUACCAUACUGGUCGGUGGCAACGGUGGAGAGAUCGAGAAUUGAAGAUGUCAAAAUCAUGAUGGAGGAUGUUGACACUAACACACAACAUCAGGUCAACUUUCGUUACUACAAAGAGAGUGAUUCCUACAGUAUUCAAGGUCUUUGGCGUGUUAAUUUUGUGGAGAGGAGAUUACUUGCUGCUGGAGAUGAAAUUGGAAUUCGCUACAAUCCUUUCUCUUCGAAUUUCUCUUUCUCUGUUUUAAAACGAGUGUAA